This is a messenger RNA of Monodelphis domestica (gray short-tailed opossum), 12379 nucleotides long. RefSeq names its product autophagy related 7 (gene ATG7). The record is from RefSeq and is a predicted model, not a curated record. Gene Ontology annotation, cellular component: cytoplasm; phagophore assembly site. NCBI's taxonomy places the organism in Eukaryota, Metazoa, Chordata, Mammalia, Didelphimorphia, Didelphidae. Gene Ontology annotation, molecular function: Atg8 activating enzyme activity; Atg12 activating enzyme activity. Gene Ontology annotation, biological process: protein modification by small protein conjugation; C-terminal protein lipidation; cellular response to nitrogen starvation.
CGCCCAUUUUUCCUCUACAGCAUGCGCGUUCAUCUUUCUGCAUAGGCCCCGCCCCAGUGGUCGGGAUGGGGCAACGUCAUCAGGGAGCGCGGGGAAGAGGCGCUGCGAUCUAUGAAUAAAGAAUGGCAACAGCUUCUGUUGAGAUACGUGGUACCCCAGGCCCUGGAAUCUCCAAGUUGCAGUUUGCUCCAUUCAGUAGCGCCUUAGAUGCUGGAUUCUGGCAUGAAUUGACUCAGAAAAAGCUUAAUGAGUAUCGCCUGGAUGAAGCACCAAAGGACAUUAAGGGUUAUUAUUAUAAUGGUGAUUCAGCUGGCCUGCCAGCACGUUUGACUUUGGAGUUCAGUGCUUUUGAUAUAAAUGCUCCUACUCCAGCCCACUGCUGUCCAGCCAUUGGAACUUUAUUUAACACGAACACCCUCGAGUCCUUUAAAACUGCAGAUAAGAAGUUGCUUUUGGAAAAAGCAGCAAAGGAGGUUUGGGAAUCAAUAAAAUCAGGCGCUGCUCUUGAGAACCCUGUACUCCUUAACAAGUUCCUGCUCUUGACGUUUUCUGAUCUAAAGAAAUACUACUUCUACUACUGGUUUUGCUACCCUGCCCUCUGCCUUCCUGAGGGUGUACCCCUCCUUCAGGAACCAGUGCGUUUGGAUCAAAGGUUUUCUCCAAGCCAGAUUCAAGCCCUUGAAUGUGCGUAUGAUAAUCUUUGCCAGGCAGAAGGAGUCACAGCACUGCCUUACUUUUUAAUUAAAUAUGAUGUAAACUCUGUCCUGAUCUCCUUGCUUAAACACUGCAACGAUUUCUUCCAAGAUCAAAGGAAAAAGAUUACAAUUGGAGUAUAUGAUCCCUGUAAUUUAGCACAAUAUCCUGGAUGGCCGUUGAGGAAUUUAUUGGUGCUGGCAGCAUACAGAUGGAGUGACCGUUUCCAGUCAAUUGAAGUUCUCUGCUUCCGAGACCGGACACUGCAAGGGGUAAGGGACAUCACCCACAGCAUCAUCUUUGAAGUCCGACUUCCAGAACUAUCAUAUAAUUCAGAUUGCCCAAAAGCCGUUGGUUGGGAAAAGAACCAAAAAGGAGGCAUGGGCCCAAGGAUGGUGAACCUUAGUGAAUGUAUGGAUCCCAAAAGGCUGGCUGAGUCGUCUGUGGAUCUGAAUCUUAGAUUGAUGUGUUGGCGGUUGGUGCCUACUUUGGAUUUGGACAAAGUUGUGUCUGUUAAGUGUUUGCUACUUGGAGCUGGUACACUGGGCUGCAAUGUAGCCAGGACAUUAAUGGGCUGGGGUGUCCGGCACAUCACCUUUGUGGACAAUGCCAAGAUCUCAUAUUCAAACCCCGUCCGUCAGCCCCUCUAUGAAUUUGAAGACUGCUUAGGAGGAGGAAAGCCCAAGGCCCUGGCUGCAGCCGAUAGGCUGCAAAAGAUCUUCCCAGGAGUGAAUGCUGCAGGAUUUAACAUGAGUAUCCCCAUGCCGGGGCAUCCCGUGAACUUUUCCAAUGUCACCAUGGAACAAGCCCAAAAAGAUGUGGAACAACUUGAGAAGCUCAUCGGGGACCAUGAUGUGAUUUUCCUUUUGAUGGACACAAGGGAAAGCCGAUGGCUUCCUGCCGUCAUUGCAGCAAGCAAGAGGAAGUUGGUCAUCAAUGCUGCUUUGGGAUUUGACACGUUCGUCGUCAUGAGACAUGGACUGAAGAAGGCCAGACAACAGGGAGCUGGGGACCUGCAUCCUGGCCACAUCAAUGCCUCAGCUGACCUCGGAUCAUCCCUCUUUUCUAACAUCCCUGGCUACAAACUUGGCUGCUAUUUCUGCAAUGACGUUGUGGCACCAGGGGAUUCAACCAGAGAUCGUACCCUGGACCAGCAGUGCACUGUGAGCCGGCCAGGCCUGGCCAUGAUCGCAGGUUCCCUGGCAGUAGAGCUGAUGGUUUCAGUCUUACAGCAUCCAGAAGGGGGCUAUGCUGUUGCUAGUAGCAGUGAUGACCGCAUGAAUGAACCUCCCACUUCACUUGGGCUUGUGCCUCAUCAGAUCCGUGGGUUUCUGUCAAGGUUUGAUCACGUCCUUCCAGUCAGCCUGGCCUUUGACAAGUGUACUGCUUGUUCUUCCAAAGUCCUUGAUCAAUAUGAGAAAGAAGGAUUUAAUUUCCUGGCAAAAGUGUUUAAUUCUUCACAUUCCUUUUUAGAAGACUUGACUGGACUUACUUUGUUACAUCAAGAGACUCAAGCUGCUGAGCCAAUUGGACAUUGAAAAUGAAGGAAGAAAGAAGAGUUAAGGAAGAUGCCAAGAUUGUAAAUCUAAGUGACUAGAAGGAGAUUACCUCAGUAGAAAUAAGGAAGUUCAGAAGAGGAGUAAGUUGAGAGUGAGAGUGGUGACAAAAAUGAGUUCCGUUUUGUUAAUGUUGAGUUUGAGAUACCUGGAGAACAUCUAAUACAAUUAAAAGCAAUCAUUUAAGUUAACUUUUAAAACUAUUAAAGCUUUAAAACUGGACAACGACUUCUGAGGCAACCUGUGUAUGCUUAAUAAAAUAAUCUUAGAGUACAGGGGGGAAAAAGGGAACUACAAAGUACUUCUUAGAAAGAUUUUCAUUUAAAAAAAAGGUUAAUUUUUCUUCCCACAAACCCUAAUUGGUUAUAAUUUUUAUUGCAUCAUGAUCUGAAAAAGUUACAUUUUUUAUUUCCUCCCUUCUGCAUUUGGUUGUGAAGGUUUUGUGCCCUAUUAUAGGUCAAUUUUUGUAUAUGUAUCAUAUGCUGCUGGGAAAAAAAAGAUAUAUUUUUUUUUACCCCUAUUCAAUUUUCUCCAGAUAUCUAUUAAAUCUAACUUUUCUAAAAUUUCAUUCACUUCCUUUACUUCUUAUUUAUUUUUUGGUUAGAUUUAUCUACUUCUAGUAGGGGAAGGUUAGAGUCCCCCACUAGUAUAGUUUUACUGUCCUCCUACUGUUUUAUUUGCUCCUUAAGCUCCUUUAGUUUCUCCUUUAAAAAUCUGGAUGCUAUACCAUUUGGUACAUAUAUUUUAAGUAUUUCUAUUACUUCGUUGUGUAGACUAUCUUUUGUGAAGACAUAAUUACUUUCCUUAUCUCUUUUAGUCAGAUCUAUUUUUGCUUUAACUGUGUCUGAGAUCAUGAUUACUAUUCCUGCUUUUUUGUCUCAAUUGAAGCCCAAUAGAUUCUGCUCCCGCCUCUUAAACUUUACUUAUGUGUGUCUACCUGCUUCAAAUGUGUUUAUUUCUGGUUUUUAAUCCACUCUGUUGUCUGCUUCCAUUUUAUGGGUGAGUUCAUCCCAUUUACAUUCAUAGUUAUAAUUACCAUCUGUAUAUUCCCAUCCAUCUUGAUUUCUUCUUUUAAUCCUGCCCUUUCUCCUUUCACUCUUUCCCUUCACACACCAGUGUUUUGCUUUUAAUCACCCCUUCCUUUUGUAACAAUUAAAAUUAGUUUCUCUGCUAAAAGUAUUAUCUUUUUAGAGGUUUAUUAAAGAUUAAGAAAUAAAGAAAAUACAAAUAAGAAAGCAUGUGCAACCUACAUCUUGCCUGCCUAGUCGAGAGCCGCAUGUGCAUAGAAGUGGAAGCCGAGCGGGUGAGCAGGCGCUACAGUCAGUUUAAAUACCCAUUUUGUUCUCGGUCCAGGUGGGUAUCUCAGGUGGGAUUUGGGGGAAUUCUGGGAACUACCAAGGACUUCUGGGAAUUGCAGUCUGGAGUUCAAAUCUCCAUUUUUACAUUUCACCGUUUGAUACUUUUGGGAAAAGUUUCCCCAAAAGGAUCAUAAAAACAUAAUCUACUUAAAGAGUACAACAAUUUGAGGAUAAGAGGGAAAAAGAACAAAACCAAUAAUUGCUAGAUGCAUUGACAAAAAGCCAUUUAGGGGGCAGUCUCCUUUGGCAUGAAAGUAUAGAUACAAAUAAAUGUUCAAUCAACCACACCUAAAGUUCAUCCUUGAUUUUCUCGUGCAGCUUGUGGUCUGGAGGCAUCUUUAUGGUGUCUUAUCCAAACAGUUCAGUUUCUGGAUUCAUAGAGGUAGCAUGUUUCUUAACCUAAAAUUCUUCUCAAAAGGAAUUUAAACUUUGCAAUUAAAAUAAUAAUAUUUUUACAUUUACCCGUGAAGAGGGUGAUUGAAAAACACAGGAUCACUUGGGGAUGCAUGGCUGAGUUAUGAGGUAUAUGAAUCAUUUGGUAAGAGAAAUUAAAAAGACAUCAGAAAAAUCCAAAUAAAAAAGAAAAUUUCUAGAUGAAAAUAUAGACUAUCAAAGUCUUAUGUGUAAAAAUUCCAAGUAAAGGAAAAGUAAAUCUAUAACAGGUCCUUGAAUCAGGGCCCAAUGAAAAUGAUCUAAGCAAUGAUGCAUUUACCCAGUCAGUAGCCAGUUUGCCACACUGUGAAAGACAGAAAAGGGACUAGAUUGUAGGAGCCAAGUAGGAGCCAAGUUUGGGAUAGUCGUCUGUAAAUAUUUUCACAAAGAGUGUGGAUACAAGGAAGGCCUAUGUCUUAACGUAUGUUAAGCAUUGCAACCUUGAGUCGUCACACUAGGUUCAAGUCCUUUGUAUUAGCUUGGAAGUGCAUCAAUCCUUCCUUGAUUGGUUUCUCUUUGGCCCUGUGUAAUGGCUCUUUUGUAUAUCUUGUCCUGAAUUCAGACAGAAUCAUUAAGCAUAUAUAAUUCUUGUGUUUUUUUUUUAAAUAAUUAGUGGCAUUAUUUUUAUGGUCUCAAGCUUUUGGGGCAUGCUUUGACAUUAUAGCAAAUGUAUUUUAAACUUAUAUUAUUGCAAAAUCAAAAAGUUAAAGAAAACUUUAAUACUGGUGACAUGUGCUUCAAAUAUAAAAAGGAGAGAAAAAAUACUGAAAUAGUAUAUUGCACAUGCAAGAAAAAUAUAAUAAUAGAGUUUUAAAAAUUCAAAACUGUUGCUUAUAUUCAUUGACACACUGUGUCAGCUAAGAAAAUAUAGAAUACAACGCUUUCUCACCAAAAAUGAGAUCCAUUUCCUCAUCAUAUUUGGCCAUGAUCCACUGUGAGUACAAGUGAAUGAAUUUUACAAGGUUAACAGUUUUUUGUUUUUUUAUAAAGAACAGUAGUACAAAUAUAUAGGUAACAAUAUCCCCAAAAUUCUCAAUAGCCCAAUUAGUUACAAUAACAAACAAACACUAUCAUUUUUACAUAAGUUACUGUAUGGCAUUUUUAAAAGUCUAUAAACUGAUGGAUAUUUGUCACAAUUUUUACAAACAUAGCAAAUCUUUCAACCCUGGUAAACAUAUUUUUAAAUAAAGUAAAACUUAUUUCAGGUUUUGAACAUCAUCAAGAAUUCUAGAUCAUUCUGGUGGAAGUAAAGUGAGCUGAAGUGUUAUAAAUGAGAGAUGCUCCUUUUUUUCUUUUUCUUUUUCUUUUUUUUUUUUGGAGGCUUCUAGGGCUACAAUGCCCUGGGAUUAACUUCCCAAUUUCCAUUCACAUUUUUAUAAAUGUGGGAAUUGGGAAUAUAAUUGGUUUUCACUUCAGCUUCUAAAAUGGGCCUUACCUCUUGUUAGGGGCAGGUAAAAUGACCAGAGAUUGUUAAGAAAAAUUCUAAAAAUUAUGUCUAAAGAACCAUUAAAAUCAAUUUGAGAUAUUUAGCUCAUUAAAUUUUCCAAAGGUUGUUAUAGCAAUUUUCUGAUGGAGUCCAUCUAUCCUUUAUGUGACAAUUUACAAAGUCAAAAAUAGAAAAACUGUUUUUAUAUGGGCCUACUCAAUAAUGUUUGUUCAGUAUGGAUAUAGGGGGAAAGCAACAGAAUAUAACAGUAGUUAAAACCCAGUACAUUAAAUUGAUUCAGUGUAACAGAAUAGUAUUGAAUGCAGUAAUAUAUGAAUUUAAAAUCACAAAGUUAAACCUUAAACAAAACAAUCAGUAAAAUGCAAUGGAAUACAGAGAUUUUUUUAAAUAAAACAUUGGAUUCUGAAAUACCUUAAAAAUAUAACCUCUAAUGUCUUUAAAGUUCCUUGGUUUUUUAUCUAUUUAGAUGCCUAUUGUCAGAAGGCAGAAGAGUGGGAAGGGCUAGGCAAUGGGGGUUAAAUGACCUGUCCAUGGCCAUACCACCAGGAAGUGUCUGAGGCCAGAUUUCAGCCCAGGACCUCCCACCUCUAGGUCUUCUAUUUUUCUUCUAUUUUAUCAUUCAUGAUUUUGUUUUGAUGUUUCUUGAUGUCUCAUUAAAUCAUUAGCUUCUAUUUGCUCAGUUCUAAUUUUUAAAGAAUCAGUUUCUUCCAUGACCUUUUAAUCAUCCUUUCUUUUCCAUUUGGUUCAUUCUAUUUUUCAUGAAACUCUUUUCUUCAUUGGAUUUUUUUGCCUCUUUUUCCAAUAGGUCAGUUCUGUUUUUUACAUGGUUAUUUUCUUUUUUCAUUACUUUCAUUUCUUUUUUCCCAUUUUUCUUUGACCUGACUUAUUUGAUUAUAUAAUUCCUUUUUGAGUGAUCACUUUCUAUUUUUCUUUGAUGUUUGCAAGUGGUUGCUUAGGUCUCACCAUCCCCCAAUUGACUCUGAGUUUCACUCUUUGUUUCCAUAAAAAUUUCUAGGGUUAGGUGUUUCUUUUGCUGUUUGCUCAUUUUCCCAGCCUUUAUUUAUUUGUUUGUUUGUUUUUCCUGUGGAAUGGAAAUUCUGAAAGCUGAUGGCUCUAUCCCUUCUUCUGUAGACUUUCCAGGUUCUGCAUUGUGAGUUGUUUUACCCUAGUCUAGGUCUUCACCACAGUGCAGGUUUGAAAGGGCCAAUUGCUAUGGACUUCUAGGCUUCACUGCCAAGACUUCAAGAGGAGGGACUGGAGUGUGGGGUACUCUGUUUUUGCCAUAUCCAGGGUCCUGGGAUACUGAAGUUGACCUAUGCCCAGGCUCAUAACUUGGCACAAUGUUUGGCCAGCACUCCUCUGUAUGUAGUUUUGCUUCUGGUUUCACCUUAUCACAUGAAAAUCAGCUCUCUCUGUCUAUCUUUCAUGUUGUAUUCAGCAGGAGAACUCCCUCACUCUGUCUUGCUGUUGGUUUUUGACUCCUACUGUUUUGUUUCACUUUUUAAAAAUUGGUUUGGAAGUGGUUUCAGCUUUCAGUACUACUAAGUCACCAUCUUGGCUCUGCCUCCUCACUGAUAAAAAAAAAAGGUUAAUAGUUUUUAAAAGUUUGGACACUUUCUACAAUAAAAUAUAAGAAAUUUUAGUUAAGCACCUACUCUGUGCCAAGCAAUCCCUGUAAUAUGUACUAGGGUAGAUAAAGAUAAGAUAUUGUUCUUGUUCAAGGACCUUGAUGUCUGGUAGAGGAAUAAGACAGGUAACCUGUCAAUAUUAUACUUUAAAGGGUAAGUUUUAGUUACUUGGAAAACUUCUUUAUGUUGAAAACUAACUUCAAUCUGGGUGCAGUCCAAAAAAUAAAGUGUUAUGGGGAUCCAUAUUAGCCAAUAGGAUUUACUGAGUAUUAAACAUAUAUUUUAAAAUUUUAUUUAGAAUAUUUUCCAUGGUUACAUGAUUCAUGAUUCUUUUCCCCUUCCCUUCCCCCUCCCAAAGCUGACAAGCAAUCCCACUGAGUUAUACGUGUAUCAUUGUUCAAAGCCUAUUUCAGUGUUACUCACAUUUGCAGUAGAGUGACCUUUUAACAGCAAAACCCUAAUCAUGUCCCCAUUGAACCACAGUUCAAUCAUAUGUUUUCCUUCUUUGUUUCUGUUCCUACAGUUCUUUCUCCUAAGUUCCUCUGAAUUGUCCUGUAUCAUUGCAUUGCUACUAACAGAAAAGUCCAUUACAUUUGAUUGUGCCAUAAUGUAUCAGUCUCUGUGUACAAUGUUCUCCUGGUUCUGCUCCUUUCACUAUGCCUCAAUUCCUAGAGGUCUUUCCAAUUCACAUAGAAAUCCUCCAACUCAUCAUUCCUUUCAGCACAAUAGUAUUCCAUCCUCAUUGGAUACCACAGUUUGUUCAGCCAUUCCCCAAUCGAGGGACACCCCCUUAUUUUCCAAUUUUUUUGCCACUACAAAGAGCAUGGCUAUGAAUAUUUUUGAUACAGGUAUUUUUUCCUUAUCAUCUCUUUGGGGUACAAACCCAGCAGUGCUAUGACUGGAUCAAAGGAUAGACAGUGUUUUAAAGCCCUUUGGGCAUGACUCCAAAUUGCCCUCCAGAAUGGUUGGACCAGUUCACAACUCCACCAGCAGUGUUUUGUUUUACCACAUCCUCUCCAACAUUUAUUACUUUAUUUUAUUGUCAUAUUGACCAAUCUCCUAGGUAUAAGGUGGUACCUCAGAGUUGUUUUAAUUUGCAUUUCUCUAAUCAGGAGGGAUUUAGAAUGUGCUUAUUGAUAGUUAUGAUUUCAUCAUGUGUAAACUGCCUAUUCAUGUCUCUUGGCCAUUUGUUGAUUGGAGAAUAACUUGAUUUUUUUUGUAAAUUUGACUUAGUUCUUUAUAUAUUUGGGAAAUUAAACCUUCAUUUUGUUAUAAAGAUAUUUUCCCAGUUUGUUGCUUUCCUUCUAAUUUUGGUCUCAUUGGUUUUUUUUUUAAAUAGAAAAACUUCUUAAUUUGAUAUCAUUGUAGUCAUUCAUUUUACAUUUUGCAAUAUUCUCUAUCUAUUGCUUAGUCUUAAAUUCCUAUCUUUCCCACAGAUCUGACAGGUAUACUAUUCUAUUCCCCUAAUUUAUAUAUGAUUUCACUCUUUAUAUUUAAGUCAUUUACCCAUUUUGAAUUUAUCUUGGUAGAGAGUGUAAGAUGUUGCUAUAAACCUAAUUUUUCCCAUACCGUUUUCCAGUUUUCCCAGCAAUUUUUGUCAAAUAGUGAGUUCUUGUCUCAAAAGCUGGAAUCUUAAUAGAUUUAAUAACCUUAGCUCUGCAUAGAAUUUUAUUAUAAAGGAAAUUGAAAUUUUGGUUCCUAUGUUGAGCUGUUUCCUAAUUUAAUUGAAAAGAGGGACGGGAAGAAGGUUAUGGGUCAGAAUCAGAAAAUAUUAGAGCUGGAAGAACCCUAAGAAAUUUGAGUCUCAAAACUGAAAGGGGUUUUACAGAUAAUGGAAUGUCAGCACUAAAAGGAAUCUUUGAAUUUUGAAUGUCAGAGCUGGAAGUGGUCUUAGAGAUCAGAGGAUUUAGUCAAAGCCUUUCAUUUUACAUAGGAGGAAAGUAGAACCCCAAAAGCUAUUUCAGCUUACAACUAAAGUUGUCUGGCUUGUUAAGUCUCCUGACCCCCUGGCUUUGUAAAAAAUACAUAAUAAAAUGUUGAACUUAUCUAUAAAAGCACUUGUAGCUGUAGUGGCAGGAGUGAGGAAAGGGCCACACAAAAUCUUAACCUCAUCAAUGUACAGUUGGGGACUGUAGACGUUAUCUAGUCAUUUUGUAUUUUAUCAGAAAUUAAGUUACUUGGCCCAGGCUUAUAUAUAGAAAAUUGUAUCACUGGAAUAUGAUCUCAGGUCCUUUUCUCAGAGAGUAGUGUUGUAUUCUUUCUGCUGCACCAGGGUAAUUAAAUAGAAUUUGGAUGUUUGGAAAGCCUGUGAAGAGAUGCUUAUUUUGAUUGGCGCUAUAAUGAGAAAACAUUGAUUUAAAGCACUGGUCUACAGAAACAUAGUGCAGCAAGACAGGAAAACAAUAAAACAUUUACAUAAGAUGCUUUCUGACUCUUGAUUCCUUCAGCCUGGGUAUGAUUCCCCUUCCUUUGUGCCACCAAAGAAAUGUACUCUCUAUAAAAUGACCUUUUUGCAUAAGAACCUUGAAAUGAAGUUUAAACUUAAGGUCAGUGAGCAGGGCAGUAAGAAGGAAAAGCUGUUUACCCAGAUGUAUUGGCUUUCUUUUGGCCAGGGGCUAUGGGCUAGGGACCUCUAACUCCUCCUGAGAAAUGACUUAAGCACCACACUUAGAGUCAGGGGACCUGGGCUGCAGUCCCAACUCGACUACUAGACUUUUAAGAUGUCCUGGGGCAAAAUCAGUCCCUUCUUUGGGUCAAAAUACCAAAUGAAGGGGUUGCAAUGGAUGACCUAUAAGGUCCCUUAUAACUGAGGUGCUUUAAUCACUAACCCAAUCCCCAUUCUCACUGGGUCCUCAGAAGGUCAUUGUUUACUUCUCCCUUCGGAGUUCUGGAAGUAAUUCUUAUGGUUUAGAAUAUGUUUUUAAGUUUGAUCUUUAUUAUCAUAUUAAAUAUUCUUCCCUAUUGGUCAUUAUUAUAAGAGCACACUCACACAAAACCGAAACCCCAACUAAAAUCAUUAGAAUUAGAAGUAAUAUAUAUCUUACAAAUCCCCACUUGUAUCUUUCUUUCAUUGAUUAUCAGUUAAUUUCAAAUAGCCAGUGGGACUUGAUCAGCUUUUAGAAAUGAAUAUUUACUAAGGCAGCAUAAUAAGAAUAGUUGGCAUGAAACAGCCUUUCCCCCAACAAGGGGCAUGCUCUCUCACAAGCAUAUACAGAAUCGAGGAGAAAAUAGGCUUUGGCUUAAAAUAAAUGUGGCAAAAGAGGUAAUCCAGAGCUCCUGGAAGUUUUUUUUUUUUUUAUUGCAAAGUGCUUUUUUCUUCUUCAUUAGACCUCAAUAUUCCCCCAUAGUGCCUUUCUGCUGGUUUCUUAGUAGUCUUAAUGGGAAGUUCAAAAUCUUCUAUCCUUUCAAAGUUCACAAAGUCAUCCUCUAGUCAAAUUGGGGAGGGAACAAAGGAUCUCUACUCCCUACCCCCAAAGCAAGUCUUUUUUAGGGGCUUGACUGAAAUUUCAUCUACCACUGAGCUAGCCUGCAAGCAAAUCCCUAGAUUCCAAACUGGCUUGCUGUUUUGUCCAAGACCCACAGGGUAUGACUGAGUCUCUUCAGCCAGUCUCAAUGCACUUCAUCUGUAGCCUCAAUCAGUUUCCUCCAGUGCUCUGUACUCUUUCCUACUCUUGCCUUGAUUAAAGAUUUUUCUAAUUAAGUUUAACGUCUUUGAUCAUUUUCAUUGAAGUGGGCUCAAUGGAUUAAAAUAAUCAACAUAAGUAGGUGCAAUAUUCAUUGAUUUGAUUCUCACAAUUACAAAGAUGAGUAAAAUAAAGUAUCAUAAUAGCGAUUGUUAGCACCCUAUUGAUCGAACUAGAUGGAGUGUUAGAACUUGGUUCUCCCUGCAUUUGAAUGGAUAGCACUGAAGAUUUUUAGGUGGAACACUUUAGGGGCAUUUCUUUUCCCACUUCCUAUAUUAUUCUUUGAUUUGCUGGGUUGUUAGUUCAUUGAAUGAAUUUCUAGUCUCUUUCUGUUUCAAUAUUUUGGUAAUUGAUAAAAGCUGGUCAUUAAGGAGAAACCUGUUAGUUUAUCGUCCCAGUAGACUUUAUGCAGCUAUAUUGGACAGUGUUCCCUGUAGUGAGAACUCUGGACACUUUUCUGUUCCAGUCUUAUGGCACUGGACUUAGAUGAUGCUGCUUUGGAGAGAUGAGCACAUGCUUUGAAAUCUCUCAGGCUAAAGUAGAGCAAUGAGAAAUCUAGGAGGAUAGCAAAAAACAGAGCUUACUAUGUCAAGUUUGAAUAGAAAAUAAUUGAGUGAGCAUUCAAAGGACAGACUUGAUUAUUUAUUCUUUUUCUGUCUCUGUUCAUUUUGUUUUCAUAGAGUCAAACCACAAAUAAAUAGCAGUAGUCACGUUUUCUCUACCCAUAGAGUUGUGUCUUUAGUGAUAUCAAAACAGAGGAAAAUGGGGAACUGGAGCACAAUAUGAGCAUAAUCAAAUGUCCUCCCUUGUGCUGCCCUUUGUUCUCUUUUGUGGCAAAAGAAAGGACUUUGAGAGAUGAAUAAAAAAAAUGCUACAAAGAGCCAUUUCAGAUAUCUCUGGACUUUCAAAUUGGAUCAUCCUGGCAUUGUAGAUGCUUGUAAAGCCAGUAUAAAAGAAUUCUUUGUAUUAAAUGUAGUGUUUCAAUUUAGCAAACAUCUUAAGUACCUACUGUGUGCUAAAUCUGGGUAGUCAGAGACAAAAACACCCUCAACCAGCUAAUAUCCCACUAGAGGGAAAUAAUUCCAUACACAAAUAAUCAGAUAUUAGGAAAAUUGAGAUGUGAGAAAACACUAACACCAUGGGGAAGAGGGGUGGCAUUGCUAUCUGGGAGUGUUUCAUGGAUAAAAUGAUACAUGAAUUAAGACCUGAAGAGUUCUAAAAAGUAGAUAUUAAAGAUUAAAUACAUUUCAGACCUGGGAAGCAGUCUGCAAUUCCACAGAGGCAGGAUAUGGAAAUAUUAAGUUUAGGUUGUGGCCAGGAGAUUAGAUUGGCAAGAAUAGAGUGUGUAGAAAAUGAGGUAUAAUAAACCUGUAAGGUAGGCAGGAUCCUCAUUGGAAAGUACUUUAAGUUGUUGUGGUUUAUUCUGUAGACUAGAGAGGUUCACUAAAGAUGCUAGAUCAGAGGACUGACACUGAUAUAUACCUAAUGAGAAAUAAUUUAGCAGAUAAGUAGAAAAGAGAGAAAAGAAGUAGUAUAGGGAUAAAUCGGACCAUUUUGUAGUAACUCAGACAAAAGAAGAUGA